CUCGGAGCAAGUGAAAGGGGAGGUGAAGUGAGGAAGCAGAGAGGCCGAGAAACGUUGUCAUCUCAUACCAAAGUGCACACUAUUUGGUAGGUGACUGUGACAGAAUGAGUGUGAAAGCUUUUGAACUUGUUCCCGCUGUGGAACGAGCGCUCUUGAUGGGAGACAAAGCCCGGAUAAACAUAGAAUGCCUUGAAUGCUGUGGCAAGAACCUGUAUGUCGGCACCAACGACUGUUUCAUCUACCACUUCCUGCUAGAGAAGAAGACCACGUCAAAGGAGAAGCUGACAUUUUCAGUCCAAAAGCAGCAGCACAAAUAUCUGGGCCUAAAGAAGCCUGUCAAUGAGCUGAAGGCAGCUUCAGCCCUGAACAGGUUAAUUGUGCUGUGUGACAAUAUGAUAAUGUUGGUCAACAUGCUGAACUUGGAUCCCGUUCAGUCCGGAGCUAAAAUCAAAGGUGUUGUCACUUUUACUGUGAAUGAAAACCCUGUGAAUGGGGACCCCUUCUGUGUAGAACUUGGCGUCAUUUCUACCAAGAGAAGGACUAUACAGAUCUACAUGGUGUACGAGGAUCGAGUACAGAUAGUAAAGGAACUGUCCACUCCAGAGCAGCCCUCAGCAGUCAGUCUGGAUGGCUAUUUCCUCUGUUUAGCACUUACAACACAAUACAUUAUUGUAAAUUACAGCACUGGAGCUUCCCAGGAUCUUUUUCCUUUUGACACUGAGGAGAAGAAACCCAUAGUAAAGAGGAUCGGCCGAGAGGAGUUUCUCUUAGCUGGACCUGGUGGUUUAGGAAUGUUUGCCACUGCGGAAGGAAUUUCCCAGCGUGCACCUGUUCACUGGUCUGAGAAUGUGACUGGGGCAGCAAUCUGUUUUCCCUAUGUUGUGGCAUUGGAUGAGGGCUUUAUUACAGUGCAUAGCAUGCUGGACCAGCAGUUGAAACAGAUCCUUCCUUUCAAGGAUGGACACAUAUUGCAGGAUUUUGAAGGGAAGGUUAUUUUAGCCACUAUGAAAGAGGUGUAUAUGCUGGUUCCAUUGCCUCUGGAAAGACAGGUCCAGGACCUCCUUGCCAGUCAAAGGGUGGAAGAAGCUAUAGUUUUGGCAGAGGGAGUUCAGAGGAACAUCCCAAAAGAGAAAUUUCUGGUGAUGUACAGAAGAAUUCUGCAGCAAGCGGGAUUUAUACAGUUUGGACAGCUUCAAUUUUUGGAAGCUAAAGACAAUUUCAGGAAAGGUCAGCUUGAUGUCCGGGAGCUCAUUUCUUUAUAUCCUUUGCUACUGCCUUCAACUUCGACGUUCACACGCUCACAUCCCCCAUUGCACGAGUUUGCAGAUCUGAACCAUCUCGCCCAGGGGGACCAGGAGAAGAUCACCAAGUGCAAGAGGUUCCUGAUCAGCUACUUGAAAGAGAUCCGCAGCACUGAGGUUGCUAAUGGUUACAAGGAGGAUGUGGACACAGCGCUGCUGAAGCUGUACGCAGAAGCAAACCAUGAAAGCUUGUUGGAUUUGUUAGUUUCGGAGAACUUCUGCCUUCUUGUGGACAGUGCUCCGUGGCUUGAGAAACACAAAAAAUAUUUUGCACUAGGACUUCUCUAUCACUGUAAUGGUCAGGAUGAUGCUGCUGUGCAGUUGUGGGUGAGAAUAGUAAAGGGUGAACUUCAAGAUACUACCCAGCCAGACCUGUAUGAGUAUGUGGUGGAUUUUCUUAGCUUCUGCUCAAGUCAGGAACUGAUCUGGAAAUAUGCAGACUGGGCUUUGCAGAAAAAUCAAAAGGUUGGUGUUCAGAUUUUCACAAGAAGGCCUGUGGAUAAAGAAAAGGGAGGCAAAUUGAAUCCAGAUGAUAUCAUCAAGUACCUGCACAAAUACCCCCAAGCUGUCACUCAGUACCUUGAGCACCUUGUGCUCGACAGAAAGAUUCAGGAAGAGCAGUUCCAUACUCACCUAGCAGUACUCUACCUUGAUGAAGUCUUGCAGCUGCGUUCUCAAAGUGACCAACACUCUGAAGAGCUGAACACAGCCAGAGCCAAACUGAGAAGCCUCCUUCAACAAUCCUGCCUAUAUAGGGUGCAACUGUUGCUAGGUAAAAUUAAAGACACAGAUCUUAACCUGGAGUGCGCCAUAUUGUAUGGGAAGCUGGAAGAGCAUGACAAAGCCCUGCAUAUCCUUGUUCACCAACUGAAGGAUUUUCAGGCAGCAGAGGACUAUUGCUCAUGGAACUCAGAAGGCAGAGACUUGUCUUACAGGCAAAGGCUAUUUCAUAUGCUGCUGGCAUUAUAUAUGGACCCUGCUGCCGCUAACGAUACAUUAGAAAUGGCUGCGGUAGACCUUUUAAAUAACCACGCUGAAGUGUUUGACGCAGUCCGGGUUUUAAGACUUGUUCCAGGUAACUGGUCGAUACAGCUACUCUGUCCGUUUCUGAGAGGAGCAAUGAGGGAAAGCAUGCAUUCUAAACGGAUGUCUCAAGUGGCCUUGGGAUUAGCAAAAUCAGAAAAUGCGAUUUACAAGCAUGAGAAGUUAAAAUAUAAAGGUCUAAUUAAUCUGUCUGAGAAAAAGGGCUGCCAGCUGUGUCACAACACUUUCAGCGAGCCUGAAUUUGUUUGUUAUCCCAACGGCAUUCUUGUGCACAUUCACUGUGCAGCGAAGAGGAACAGAGACUCUGCAAGUAAGCAGCACUUUACAAACCCCAAAAACCACACCUGAAAGACCCUAAUAAUGUCUUUGAACAUUCCCGCCCCCUUGAAAAAUGGAAAUGGAAAGGGAAGAAAUACUGCUGCUGUCUGCAAAGAAAAGGCCCUAGAAAGCACUGACUGGGGAAGCAGAUAGAAAAACGUGUUUUAAGAUGUGAACUUUGAGCACUGGAAACUCGCAACCUUUAUAUACAGUAUGGACAAGUAUUGUUAAACCAGAAGUUAUUUAUUUUGUGUUCUUGUCCAUAUAAACAGCUAAACUGAAUGACUGAACAAAGGGGGUAGGAUUUUCACCUAACAGUUUCCUUAAAAUUACACUGCAGAUGUUUACUUUUCUGUUACAAGAAAAAGCAGGGUUAAUUUCACCCCAACAUGUAUCCCCUCCACCUAAAUUGUCACCUUAAAGUAAGACAAGAGAACCUUACGAUACUGAUUUUCACUAGGCUUUAAUUUGGUAUUGAAGAUGUUCUUGGACUAGUUAUUGAUUGUUUUCAAGGGAACAAGUUCAACUUGCUUUCAAAGUGAUCUCCAACCUGCACAGGAUGUUUCACUACCAUUUAGUUACUUUGAAAGUAAAAGUGUGCAAUCCCACAGUUGUGUUUGAAGGUAAGUACACCUCAGUAAAUGUACUACUAAACAGUGGGCUGAUUUAACUUUCUUAAACAGCUUUAGAUCUAAUGAAAUAGUUGAAAUAAUUAAAGGAAGGGUCCUUUUAUAAAAUAAAUAAACAAAAACAAUAUUUCUAAGGGUGUCUGUGAGUCUCAUGAGUAUUUAAAAUCGCUCUUGUCUUUUAAAUGUUUAAGUGCCAGGAUUGGUCCUACUUUUAUAAUUUGAUUGAUGGUAGUUUUUAUGAUCCACCAGCAUUUAGAUACAUUGAUUUGAUCCCGGGGUCUGCAUCGCACAUGUUUGUUCCUUGUUUCCUGUAUAAACAUAAUAGACACCCUUUCCACACUGUGUGGUUCUGGUGUAUUCAUGCAUAGAUCAAAUCAAUUGAUGGCACAUUGAAAUUCAAUUGUCCGUUUUAAUGUUUUGUUUUUUUUUGUACUGCACAGCAAAAUUUCAAUUAGCUUCCUAAUGUGAAGACAACAGUGAGGGAUUGGGCUUUUACUAGUCCAGGAGUGAAGACCAGGCUGUAGUUUGCUGAGUAAAAGGAUAUAUAUGUCUGGUAGUGCUGGGACAAACAUGGUAUGUUCAUGUUUGGAUAGCCAUGCAUAUUCAUUCAUUUGCAAAAAGUUGUCAAAACCAUUAUAUGUAACACUGUAUUAAAGUUGAAAAAUAUCCCAGAAGUAAGAAAAACCUUACUUUACCCUCAUGAUGAAUUAAGUCCCAAAUAAAGGAUGCCAUACGGUAAUUACAGUUAAAAAUAAAUAGAUAAAUAAAUAAAAAUGUAUUGUGUGUAUUUCAGGUAAAAAAACAUGUAACCCCUGCUAUUGUCGUGUCUUCACACUAAACAGUGUGACCAUAGACACAUUUCACAAAGUAAUAAAAUAACUUUUUAACUUGAAUAAACACUUCAAAUAAAUAAAUGUGGAAAAGGGGGCAUUGUGCAAUGAAAAAACAUUUGCUCACUGUUUUAUUUCUCUUUUAUUACAUUCCACAUAACAAAAACUAGCUGGAGUGGCGUACUUGACUUGUAUCAUAUUGCAGACAGAAAUUGACCCAAUUUGACUCACUUCCUAAAUCUGAAGCAGCUCUGGCAACUUGACUUGUACGUAGCAUUGCAGCUAGUGUUGCAUGUGCAGCCUAAUCUGGACUCUGGUUAAAAUACUAGAGAACUUUUUUAGCAGCCAGAAGUAAAUGGGGGACCAAGAUUGGCUCACACAAACUAGAGCUAUUUUCCCUCUUGCUAAUUUAGAAACUGUCAUGGAAAUUUUGGCAAGGUAGUAAAUCUAUACAAGGCAAAACACACUGUGAUGUGUAUUUCUUAUUUCUGUCAACUGUGUAACAUCUGACAGGCACAGACAUUUUUUUUUUUUCUGUCUUUGAAUACAUCUAAAAAUAAAUAAAUAAAUGUUCUGAUACCGAUAUUUGUCCCAGCACUAAUGUCUAGUAGUCAAGUACUUCAACAUGUUUGUUUUUCAAUGUCUUUACUUAAAGAUCCCUGAUAAAUUAGUUGCAUAGAACUACCUUUCAAAUCUGUUGGUCCCACUUGUUCCUUUUUGUUUUUAUCCCAUCAGAACUAUCAAUUUGUUAACACUAAAGCGUUUGUCCAUUUAAACAUCCAUGGAUUUUUUUGUUUUUUCACAUUAUCCUUCCAUACUUUAACCUUAUACUUCAAGUGAAAUGUAAGAGCAACAUUAUAUCUUCCAAUUUGUGCCAUAUACUUGCAGGGUUUCACUAGGACUAUGCAUUGAGGUUUACUAUCAGACAAAAGGUUGGACAAAGUUUCAGCUGUAGUGCUUGUCCUACCUUAUCCAGCGAAGAACAUGUAACCCCCCCCCCCCCCCCCAUGUGUACA
This is a messenger RNA of Polyodon spathula (Mississippi paddlefish), 5138 nucleotides long. RefSeq names its product transforming growth factor-beta receptor-associated protein 1-like. The record is from RefSeq and is a predicted model, not a curated record. Gene Ontology annotation, biological process: vesicle-mediated transport; intracellular protein transport; autophagy. Lineage: Eukaryota; Metazoa; Chordata; Actinopteri; Acipenseriformes; Polyodontidae. Gene Ontology annotation, cellular component: cytoplasm; membrane. The transcript is spliced from 12 exons. The coding region runs from base 105 to 2693 and encodes 862 amino acids.